This is a messenger RNA of Symbiodinium sp. CCMP2592, 1821 nucleotides long. NCBI's taxonomy places the organism in Eukaryota, Dinophyceae, Suessiales, Symbiodiniaceae. The record is from the annotation of a GenBank genome assembly.
AUGUCGAACCUGUCGUGUUGGAACCUGUGGCUUCUGACGAACGCCUGCCAUGUGGGUUUGAGACCGAACCAAGCGCAAGGUGUGCGCUGGAUCCAUGAGCGUUUGAUGUCUGAUGUCCCGGGAGCUGUGCUCCUUGACGACAUUGGCCUGAGGAAGACAGAAAUGCAAAGGGAUCGUUGCGACACCAAAGACGCUGCUGGGCCACUGGCAGCACGAGAUGUCACGUUGGCUGCCUAUACAAAUGCCACCGAGAUGAUCGACGUGUUUUCCUACCCGUACUUACGAGGCUGUUUUAAGCGCUGCGGUUGGACAGCCUCCGAUGACAGCGACAUUUGGCGCAACGUCAAUUUCAUCGUCAUGGACGAGGCCCACCUUUUGAAAGGAGGCACGGGCCAGUUGUCGCAGGCUAUGAAGCAGGUGCCUGCGAGGAGAAGACUGCUGCUUACAGCCACGCCCAUAUCCAACGAGUUGAAGGACCUUGCCAACAUCCUUGAAAUAGCUGUCCCCGAUCGCACGUUCGAUGUGCAGCAGCUUGCCUCGCGAGAGACGGAGGCCACAGACACCGGGCUGCGGCUGAAGCUGCAUGGGGCUGCGCUGCAGAAGCUACAGCGCACGAAGCAGGAGAAAGGGGCGCCGCUGCGCACUUUGCAAGAGCUGCAGAAGAUCGCUGAAACCAGCAAGAUUAAGUUCGUGAUGUCCUUUGUCCGCAGCCUCGCUGCCACUGACAAGGUCGUCGUCGUCUCCCGGUACUUGGAGGUCUUGCGUCGUUUGGGUGCACAGCUGCAAGAGGAUGGCUUCGAUAACCACAGCCUCAUCGGCGACAUGAACCCUGAGGAGCGAAGCUUGCACGUCAAGGAGUUCAACGAGGGAUCUUGCCAAGUUUUCUUGCUAUCGGAAGAUGCUGGCGGCCAGGGCAUUUCCCUCAUCGGUGCCAAUUAUCUUCUGAUCUUCGAACCAUCAUGGAACCCCUCGCUGGACGAGCAAGCGUUUGGACGUAUCUGGCGCCCGGGGCAGUCUCGCGCAUGCCAGAUCCUUCAUUUGUUUUCUUCAAAUACGGUGGACGAACGGAUAGUGAUGGCAGCGAUCGUGAGCAACAAUGUUUGGAUGCUGGUGGAAAAUCAUGGAUUUUCGUAUGCCAACCUGGCCGACAUCACUUUGGCCGGAUUGGCUGGAAGGUGGAAGGCUGGAAGGCUGGAGGGCUGGGGCUUGGGGCUGGUGGAAGGCUGGAGGGCUGAGUCUGGAAAACUGGGCUGGAGGGCUGGAAGGCUGGAGGGCUGGGAGAUCCUGAAGUAUCCGCAUCCGGCUCUCCGGCGUCCGAACGCCGAAGUGACAGACUUUGGUCCCAAGCUUCGGCAGCUGUCGGAGAACCUCUUUCGGACCAUGUACGCGAAGGACAAUGGCUGCGGGCUUGCUGCGCCCCAAUGUGGCGUCAAUCUCCGGGUGAUGGUGUACAACUACCAGCGCAUCGCGGGCGAAGGUCGAAAACCUGAAGGUGAGGUGGUCUUCGUGAACCCUCGCAUCACGGCACAUUCCGAGGAGAAGUGCGAGAUGCUGGAGGGCUGCCUCUCCUUCCCGAAUUUCGGGGCCCCAGUGGUUCGGCCCGCGUGGGUGGAGGUGCAGGCGGUAGACCUGGAUGGAAACCCGUAUACGAAGCGACUAGAAGGUGACGAAGCUCGAGUUUUUCAGCACGAGUAUGACCACUUGGAUGGCAUCGUUUACAUAGAUCUCGUGGCAGACGAGAACAAGAAGGAGAUCGCAGCCAACCUCAAGAAGCUCGUCAAUGACUAUGCAGCUGGGGGUGGCAAGGAUCCACGGCCCUGA